This is a messenger RNA of Loxodonta africana (African savanna elephant), 3534 nucleotides long. RefSeq names its product olfactory receptor 8K3-like. Bases 469 to 1416 code for a protein of 315 amino acids. The record is from RefSeq and is a predicted model, not a curated record. Gene Ontology annotation, biological process: sensory perception of smell; G protein-coupled receptor signaling pathway. The transcript has a single exon. Gene Ontology annotation, molecular function: odorant binding; olfactory receptor activity; G protein-coupled receptor activity. NCBI's taxonomy places the organism in Eukaryota, Metazoa, Chordata, Mammalia, Proboscidea, Elephantidae. Gene Ontology annotation, cellular component: membrane.
AUCUAUAUCAGACUUUCUCAGUCAGAACUAUUGACAUUAUGGGCUGGAAAUAUUGUUAUUGUGGGGAGUUGCCCAAUACUUACUAGAAUGUUUAGUAACAUCCCAAGCCUCUAUUACAUAUUAAUAGUACUCUUCUUCUAGUUGUGACAUCCAAAUGUCCAAGACAUUGACAAAUGUUCUUUGGGGAACAAAUUUUCCCCAACAGAUUACUAGGUAACUCUCUCUUUCCUUCCUUCCAUCCUCUGUCCCUAUCCUUCUAUCUCUAUCUGUGUUGUUGUUGUUGUUAGGUGUCAUCGAAUCAGUUGUGCAAGAUGGGUUUACUUUUAACUACCUAUAUUACAAAAUUUGAAGUUAUCUAAUUUAUUUAGUAUACUGGCAUUGUAUACUAAAAAUCUACCAGAUGAUACUACAUAAAACUAUUGACUAUUCUGAUGUCUUUAUCCAGGAUAGGUUUUCUGACAGACCAAGAUGGACAAACACAAUCUAACAGACCUCAGUGAAUUCAUUCUGAUGGGAAUCACAGACCGCCCAGACCUGCAGGCUCCAUUGUUCGGGCUGUUCCUCAUUAUCUACCUGAUCUCAGUGGUGGGCAACUCGGGCAUCAUCAUCCUCACCAAGAUAGACUCCAAACUACAAACACCCAUGUAUUUUUUUCUCAGACAUCUGGCUAUCACUGAUCUUUUUUACUCAACAACCGUGGGACCCAAGAUGUUAGUAAAUUUUAUUGUGGAUCUAAACACAAUUUCCUAUUGUUUUUGUGCUACACAGCUAGCUUUUUUUAUUUUGUUCAUAACUAGUGAGCUAUUUAUUCUGUCAGCAAUGUCCUAUGACCGCUAUGUGGCUAUCUGUAAGCCUCUGCUUUACACAGCCAUCAUGUCACAAAGGGUGUGCUGGAUGCUGGUGACAGUCACCUAUCUCUACAGCACAUUUGUUUCUCUUCUCAUCACCAUAAAGAUAUUUAAUUCAUCCUUCUGUGGCUACAAUGUCAUCAAUCAUUUUUACUGUGACGCUGUACCCUUUCUCUCUUUGCUCUGCUCAAACACACAUGAACUCGAAUUGAUCCUUCUUGUAGUAGCAUCUAUUGAUAUUAUUUCAUCCCUCCUGAUAGUUCUUAUUUCUUAUCUGCUCCUUCUUAUAGCUAUUCUAAGGAUGAACUCAGCUGAGGGCAGGUACAAGGCCUUCUCCACCUGUGGAUCCCAUCUGACGGUUUUGGGAUUGUUCUAUGGUCCGUCAAUCUUUAUCUACCUGCAACCCAUGGCCGGUCACUCUUCUGACACUGAUAAAGUGGCUUCCGUAUUUUACACCCUGGUUAUCCCCAUGUUGAAUCCCUUGAUUUAUAGCUUGAGGAAUAAAGAUGUAAAAUACGCCCUACUUAGGACAUGGAAAAAGAUAAGCAAUAUUUCUUCUAAAGCUUGAUGUACUAUAUGGUUCGUAUAAAUUACAUUAUGGACUUUAAACCUUGUCUGCAUGCCUCCAAUGGGAAUAGCAAGUACAAAUAUAUUCAAAAUAUAUUUCUAUAUUGCCUUCUAUGUGUCAGUUAUUCUUCUAAGUUCUGUGCUGCAUUGAUAAAAAAAGAGUAAAUACUUUCUCUUCCUUGAAGUGGAGAGAUGGAUCAUAAACAUAAUAAUUUAGUACAUUUUAUAGUACAGAAGAAUGUGUUGGAGGCCUGUGGAGCAGUGGUUGAAGUGCUUGGAUGCCAGCAGAAAGGUCAGUGAUUAGAAGCUACUGGCUACUCCAAGGGAGAAAGAUGUGGCAAUCUGCUUCCAUAAAGCUUUACAACUUUGGAAACCCUCUGAGUCAGUUCUACUCUGUCCUAUAGGGUUGAUGCCAUGAGUUGGAAUCAACUUGAUGGAUGUAGGUGUUGUUUUUUGCAAAAUGUGUUGGGAACCAUGAAAUCAGGCAAGGAGUAUGGAUAUGCUGAGUGGGAGUGGGAAAAAAGGACAAGGUACAGAGGUGGAGUCACAGGGAUUCUGGUGUUUUUUUUCAAUUAUGAGAAUAAACUUUGCAGGGUCAUAAUAUGUUUUUGUGUAUGUUUCUGUAAGUCCUUGCCUUCUCUUUUAGCCUUCAUUGCCUUCUGAGGGGAUUAUUAGCUUCAGACUGGUUUGCAAGGUGUCUCUGUGUAUGUGAUGUUUUGAAGAACUGUUUUAUCUGAAUUUCCUCAAAUGCCCCCAUUCCAAACCUUGGAGCUCCACUCUUUUCUCAUCAAUGCCUUUAAUUUCACAUUUUAACCUAUUACCUCAACAUACCUUGCAAUUGAGCAAUCCACAGGUUCAGCUCUGCAUCUGACUUUCUUUUUAUCUCUGACCAAAGGAAAAAAAAAAGUCCUGGAGUCAGUUUUGCCUCAUAACUACCAAUGCAUGUCAGAGAAUUGUGCUCCAGAGGUUUUUCAAUGGCUGCGGCUUUUCAGAAGCAGGUCAUUCUUUCUUCCAAGGUGCCUCUGAGUGGACUCUAACCCCCAAACCCUCAGUUAGUAGCUGAGAGCUUAACUGUUUGGGCCACCCAGGUGGCCUAAUUAUGUGAAUAUUGCAGCUCAAAUAUGAAAGUAAAGGAAGCAUAAACAGUAUUAAAAAAUACUGUAGCAGAAUUAUGCAGCUGCAGAUAUUCAGUGUCCAGUGUUGACGUUCUCCAAAAUCCUUAGUUAUAAGCUGGCUCUAGGCUCUUCUUACGUCCCUCUCAAAUGUAAUUUGGUAGUUAAUGUAUAUUUAACUACCUGUAUAAAUUGCUAAUCUCUUGAUGAAGAAACAAAUAAAUUUCUAUCUCACAACUCCUGUAGAGAUGUGAAAAACAAUUUUUGGAGUUCGGGAAACUUUUAAGUGCCUAGUUUUAUGAUGAUAGUAUGAUAUAUACCACAUUCUUCAAUUUCCAGUGGAAUCUCACAGAAAGGAGAUAUAAUUUUCUCAGACUAUAAAUAGCUUUGUAAAAUUAAUUUAGAUAAUAAAGAUAGUGAACUAUGAAAAAUAAUUUAGUGCUUUCCAAGGAACUCCAAAGCUGUUGAAAGGAAGUCCUCUUACCUUCCCUUACCUUACAGGAAAAGCAGUACUUACCCAAUAUAAGAACUUUUUUCCUUCGGACUUUCAUCAUUGCAACAAAAGAUUUAUAUUGCUUUUAUUUCAUUUGCUGAUGAUAGUUGAUUUCCUAAUUGUAAUAUUUACUAAUGCCCAAUUCAGUACCUCUUUAAAAAAACAAAACAAAACAUUUUUAUUGUGAUUUAGGUGAAAGUUUACAUAACAAAUUAAUUUUCCAAUCAAAGAGUCUUACAAAAAGUGUUAUCAGCACUCUUCUCAUUUCCUCCGUGACUUUUCCUGUUCCCAUUAGUCAGGUCUCCCUAUCCCUCCUCGCCUUCAUGGCCUUUUGGUCUCCAAUCGUUGAUUUUCUUCACUGAUUUUAUGGUUUAAUUUAAUAGCCCCAUCUUUUAUUGGGUUGAAAGGUGGCCACUGGGAGUUUCUAUAGUUUCACAUUAGAAGAUUGUCUUAAGACAAUAGUCUCAGGGGUUUCUCCAGCCUCUUUCAAACCAGUAAAUCUGGUCUUUUUUUU